AAAACAAUUCCAAUCAACUGUAUUUUGACAGUGGGUCCAGUUUUCACCUCACAAAAUUUAUCAUUUUGUAUUGAUGUAAAUAAAUUCAAGUGAGGCACACACUUCUUUCAUUUGCAACCAAUACCGGACAUACCUGCAGUUAUUAUUUAUAGUGAAUGGGAUGGGAAUAACACUUAAACCCUUUCAAAAUGUUCCUAUGUGCCAGCCUCACAAUAUUUUCACGUCUUCGUGCAUUGAAAACGUUUUUUAAUACCUUUCUUCUAUGAUAACGAAAUGUGGUUAUUGUGACAGUUCCCAUGUUUUUGCAAAUCAUAGCUAAUUCCAUUAAUCAUGGCAGAUUUAAUUCAACAAUUGGAGUCGAAUGAUACUCGUAUUGCGGAGGAGAUGAAAGAGAAAUUCCACGAGCACUUCAAAUCAGUACAAGACAACUGGUUGCUUUAUAGUAUCUACGAUUACUAUAUGGUCACAAACUCGGCUCGGUCAAUAGAAAUUAUGGUUAACGUGAAAGAGCCGCAUUACAACUAUUUAUUUAACAAAUUAAGUGACACUAUUAAGGGUUCCAAAUCCGAACAGAAAGUUCAAGCGCUCACCUUACUAGGCCACAUUCUAAGAAAGGAACCAUUUUGGUUGUACAAAAUAACGGAGCAUCAUCUUUUGAAAGAUUUACUUAAGCUGUUGAAGACCGAGUCUGAUAUCCUUUUACUCUUAAGUGCAUUACUGGCUUUGGUUGUCUUACUACCAACAGUUCCGUCUCGUAUGGGCCAGUAUCUUCAAGAGGUUUUUGAAAUUUUUAGCCGUUUAGCCGCAUGGAACUGUAGUAAUCCGGAAAAAUUAGUCGAAGAGCAGAUGAUACACAUGCAAGUUGCACUAUAUGCACUUUUCCAACGACUGUAUGGAAUGUAUCCUUGUAACUUUUUGGCAUACUUACGUAAUCAAUAUCGAAGCAAGGAACAAAUACCUAUAUUCGUUCACACUGUUAAGCCUAUGUUGGACACUGUAAAAAUGCAUCCUUUGCUUGUCACCGCCUCCAAAGACAAAGAGACGACAACUGAAAGAUGGAAGAAGAUGGGAUCACACGAUGUAGUUGUGGAGUGCGAGAGAUUUUCGCUUGAUGUAGCUGAGCGCUGCCAACACGACUCUUGUUAUUUAACAUCAUCAUUUCGUUCGAGAUCGGGCACAACAAACUCCACCACUUACGCAGAAUCAACGAAUCAAUUACCAAAUAUCAAAAGUACAUCCAUUGCAAGUAUAGCAUACGAUGCUAAGGACUUCUUUAGCCCUAGCAUGAAACUGUAUCCAAAAUCCCCACCUGUUCAGGAUUCAACUAUUAUAACCACUAUACCUCAAGUGCAGAAUAUUGCUCCAGCUUUAAUAGGUAAUGUUAGCACCUCGCAGGAAGGAACGUCGCCGCCUGAAGCGGCAAUCGAAGCGACUCCGGAAACCACGCCAAUCAAAGAUCUAGGAGCUUCCAGAGGUCAGCUACCGCACGCCUCAACCGCAGUACGCGCGCUAAGUAAUUUGGGAAGUAGGAAUUGGUCGAUUGGUUCGACUAGUUCCACGCCCGGCCACUCGCAGCCAUCUUCGCCUAUGCGAAAAGACGUCUCGCCGUUCAGUUUUCCGACGGAGACUCGCCUGUCGGCCUUCGGGGUUCCCAAGAAGGAAACUUACACCUCGCAGAAGAUACAGAAGCUAGUGCAAGAUCGAGCCUACGCCAUAGAAGGAGAGACCGCUCGUUCUCCCGUUAUAUAUCCCACUAGUCCGUUGAGAGUAAUCGCGAUGAAUGAUUGUAAUAACGUGCUCGGUUCGAUUCAGAGAAUUGAGUCGCCAGUAAGUAGAGAGGACGAGGAGGUUCUGGAAAUUGUGCGGCGGGGUGUAAUGGACGGGGACGCUGACCUGCGCCAAUGUGACAGUGUACUGCAGGAAGGGGAAGGUGGGCGCGGCACCGAGGUUGAUCUGGAAGAAUGUGAACAGGACCAUGGCUCGCCGUGUACCGCCGGAGGUUUACAUAUGCCGAAUUCUAGGUCGAUGAACGAUUUUGCGAAGCGUGUACGCCGCCUCCGUUACCACAGCCAGUGUGCUACUGAACCCGAGGUAGCUGAGGCCUCAACUGGCAGCAGUCCUGGAAAAUGUGAACCAUUUUUGAGCAACACAGUGCGACGAGCGAACUCGUGUCCGGAAAUAAAAAAAGAAAUGAAGAAAAGUCCUUUGGUUCCUACGAAAGACAAUAUAAAUAAACCUUUGGUGGAGGCCGACGAGGAUGUUAAGGAUGGAGAAGUUAAGCACACGCAAAAAAAUCUAUCGACAACCGAGACACAGACUGAAAAUUUUUGGCCGAUGCCCUACGAACAUUUAUUUUUGGGAAUCUUUCCUUCCUUGGAUGCUUGUGAUAUUAAACCUAGUCCCGCGCCGAGUCCUGCACCUUUAAACGUACAAGAUAAGUUUUCGACUGUUUCUCCUUAUGAGAUUUUAGAUAAGUAUAUAGACAUAGCCGGUCGUGUGAACGAGCGCGAUUCAAUUAAAACCACCCGAGAUCAGCUGUCCCUUUUACAUCAGCAGUUACUCUUCGAAAGACACAGGCGCGAAAUUCACGCCUUAAAGAAUCGUCGCCUAUUAGCGGAUGCCAAAAAUACUAAAGCUUUAGAAGAACACAACUCUGCACUGAGAGACCAGGUCCAGCUACAGCAAAAAGUUAUUGACAAUCUAAAGGAGCAGUUGGAAAGCUCCAAGAGCGAAUUGCAUUACAAAUUGCGGCAUGGUUUGGAAACUGCCCACAUAUGGGAGGAGAAGUAUAUUUCUAUGCAAGAAGAAAAUAGACUUUUAAAUCAGCAAAUUGAAAAUGAACAAAAAGCUAGCGAUAAUCUUAAAUCGGACAUAACACAGCUAAAUAAACUGUGGCAACAAUCACAAUCAUCUCUGUUAGAUGCCGAAGCCGAAGUCAAGAUCGCCAAAGAACAAGCGUGGGCAGGCGAAAACAUUAAAGCGGAAUUGGAAAGCGUCAGUAAACAACUGUUAUUGUCCGGGGAGAUGCAGCAUCGCUACCAGGAAAAGUUGGCGCAGCUACCGUUGCUGCAAAGAUUUGAACAUGAAUAUCUUCGUAGCACUGAUACUUACACUAAUGAAAUUAAAAAUUUGCAACAGUUAGUUGAAACGAAAACGACGCUUCUGGAAGCAGCCCGUUCCAGGAUUGGUGAAUUGGAACAGCUUUUGUGUCACUGUGACGAAAGCACCGUCAGACAGAAACGUCUUCUGAGCGAAGUUGCAGAAGAGUACGAAGAGAAACUGAAGGCACUAGAAAGUAAAUACCUAACUCAAUUGACAAUAAGUAGAGUGAAUGACGAGCGAAUUUUGGAAUUAUGGCAACGAAUCGAACUACUAAUUCGUCAUCCCGUUCACUCCCCCGACACCAGCAGUUGUCACGAAGUGCACGCCACAAUAACCGACAAAACUAGUAUUGCUACGGGCCUAAGUCCACAUUCGUCCCCCUUAUCAACUUCUCUAGCGUCUUCUGAGGGUAGUGUCGCUUUCGGUCAUUCUGAUAUGAAAAACUUGCAGAAUUUGUUAGAUCAAAAGGAGACCCUUUCCCCAACCAGCAAAGCAGCGGAAGAGUUAGAUGUUACGCUUUUAGGCGCAGUAAGUGUGCCACAGCCUUCGUCGUCGUCGUCAAUAAAGCAGGACUGAUUUCAAAAGCAUAGCUUGUUAACUGUAAAUGGUAGUAACAUAUUAAUUUUGAAUCCCCUUCAAAAAGUGGAAGAAAGUGUAAACAAGAACAAGGAAAUUCUUCAAUUGUGUUUUAUGUAAAUUAUUGAACAGAUACUGUUAUAAAUUGAUAAUUAAUGUUAUAUUAAUCAUUUUUAAACUGGUUUUUACAAA
Messenger RNA from Photinus pyralis (common eastern firefly), 3870 nucleotides. It is a transcript of the gene Tsc1, whose product is annotated as hamartin. NCBI's taxonomy places the organism in Eukaryota, Metazoa, Arthropoda, Insecta, Coleoptera, Lampyridae. The transcript is spliced from 20 exons. Gene Ontology annotation, cellular component: TSC1-TSC2 complex. The record is from RefSeq and is a predicted model, not a curated record. Gene Ontology annotation, biological process: negative regulation of TOR signaling; regulation of cell cycle; negative regulation of cell population proliferation. The coding region runs from base 331 to 3678 and encodes 1115 amino acids.